Messenger RNA from Gorilla gorilla gorilla (western lowland gorilla), 10851 nucleotides. RefSeq names its product zinc finger protein 862 (gene ZNF862). Gene Ontology annotation, molecular function: protein dimerization activity. Bases 4212 to 7742 code for a protein of 1176 amino acids. Gene Ontology annotation, biological process: regulation of DNA-templated transcription. The record is from RefSeq and is a predicted model, not a curated record. The transcript has 9 exons. NCBI's taxonomy places the organism in Eukaryota, Metazoa, Chordata, Mammalia, Primates, Hominidae.
AGCCGCAGAUGAGCCAGGCUUGCAGGGAAGGACUCGCCGGCCCGCCCUCUCUUCCCGCACUUCGGCGCCCGACCCCGGGAGGGUGGCGGAGAGGAGCGGACGCUUCCGUUCGGUGUCCGCGCAUCCUCCCCGAGCUGGCGAGCGGCCGCUGGGUCGAUGCUGGGUUGGGUGACCCCCGAGUGGAGCGAUGCGAAGGUGCUUCCUGUUUCCCUCACCACCUUCGGCGUUUUGAAGAGGCCCUGCUAAGGCUUGGAGUCUGGAUCGGACGCCAGUGGGAGCUGCAGGGUGGGACGCUUGAGGGCUUGACCCUGCCUAGAUCCUCCUUCCCAAGAAAGGGCUGAAAAGAGAGGGCAUCUGGCAUGCUUUUUGCCACUUCUGUUUCUAGGUUUUGUACUUCAUGGAAUAUCUGGGCAUUGCUUAGAAACCUGUGUCAUAAAUUGGCUUUGGGCAAGAGGCUUUGAGUUGGAAGAUAAAGGUGGAAAGAAAGUGCUUGGGGGCGGAGUUCGGGGAUUUGACGGGAUUGCCAGCGCUUCCAGGCCGUGUCAUCCAAGACCAGUGUGGUUGUGGGCACAUUAGCUUGGAGACAGUGGCAGCCUCUUGGGACUAACAUCUUUCUGGAUGUUGUUUGCUGCCAGUUCUUGAGUAUUGUUUCUUGUUUGGCGCAGAGGAUAAUUCUCUCAACAAACGUUUUCGACUGUUUAUUGAGUCCCUUAAAAAAUUGUCCAUUUAAUAAACAUUUGUGAUCUGUGAUUUGCAUUGAACGAGAUGCUGGAAGUAUGAGGAUAAAUAGGAAAUGAUCACCUUUCUCAAGGAGCUCUCCUGCAGUUUUCACUUCAAUAACUUGGACACGCCUGGAAGGGUUGUCCCACACGAAAAGAGAGAAAAGGAUAAUGAGGUUCUUUUGAUGCUGUAGUUUUUCCUGGGAAGACUAGGAAGGACUCUGAAUUUCAAAAUGGGUGAUUUCUCGCAUGAGCAUCUCUUCCAUCCUCCCUCCCUCCGCAAGCUACAGUGAUGCAUGUACCAGACACGGCACCUACAGAGUACAUGGUCCAAGACAAUAAAGCUCAACAAAACCCAAGCAAAGAUGGAGCUUAUGGCCCUUACCCUUUGGAAAUAUCCCCAGAUUGGUUUAGAUUGAACCUGAAUUUGAAUAAAGAGAAGCAAAAUGUAGGGGGAAGAAGGAUUAUAAAAUAUUGGGACUGAUAUUGGAAUCAGUGAUUUGAAGUUGAUUUCCAAGCUAUUCUGUUCAGUCAGAGGCUUUCUUAGCCUUUAACGGGAGAAGAGAAAUACGGUCAUGCGCUGUAUAACAAGGUUUCCAUCAACACCGCUCUCACGUACAAUCCCCUGAGACUACAGUGGGGCUGAGAAAUUCCUAUCACCUGGUGACAUCUUCAUGAUCCUGACCCUGUGUAGGCUUAGGCUAAUGUGUGUGUUUGUGUCUUAGGUUUUAAGAAAGCUUAAAAAGUAAAAAAAAAAAAAAAAAAAAAAAAAAAUUUAAAAAUAGAAAACCUCAUAGAAUUAGAAUAUAAAGAAAAAUACUUUUUGUUGAUGGAAUGGUUUGCUGGAAAAUAAAAAUACAAAAAUAUUUAAGGAAAAAUAUUGUACAGAUGUACAAUGUGUGUUAAGCUAAGUGUUAUUACAAAAGAGUCAAAAGUUUAAAAAAUUAAGUUUAUAAAGUAAAACAAUUACAAUAAGCUAGGGUUAAUUUAUUAUUGAAGAAAGAAAAAUUUUUGAUAAAUUCGGCGUAGCCUUAGUGUGCAGUGUUUAUAAAGUCUACAGAAGUGUUCAGUCAUGUCCUAGGCCUUCACAUUCUCUCACCACUCACUCACUCACUCACUCACCCAGAGCAACUUCCAGUCCUGCAAGCUCCAUUCAUGCUAGAACAGUGGAGCAGUUCCUGGCAUUUAAUAGGGUCUCAGGAAGGAAUGCUCAUAAAAUAGCAUCACUACAGGAGCCCUUUUGCUGCAAGGUGUGGGUGCUCUGAAGAACACUGCAGCCCGCCACCUCAUGUGCCUCCUAGGAGACUGUGCUGUUGGUGCCCCCAAAGAGAAGUCUGUAUGUGUACUUGUUGCUGUAUGUAUUUGUUGCCUCAACGUUUCUGUUUCCUGGCCCUCUCUAUCUUUCCUGUACAAGUGACUGAUACUCCUUUCUCAUUUUUUUCUGAACAUGGUUCUAUGAUUGCACUUAUAUCUUAGUUGUCUGCCACCUCCUGAUAGAUUUUAAUCUCAUAUCUUUGAAUUACCAUGCAUCAAGCACAUAGAAACACUUAAGUAAUUAAUGUGUGUUGAAUGAAAAAAUGAAUUAAGUGCCUAUAAAAUACUUUCCAUAUAACAUGGUUGUGGGGAGAAGGGUGGUGUUGAUGAAGGAAGUUAUAAAAUCAAGCAGCAUAGAUUUCCUUAACACUGGACUCUAGUGGGGAUAUAAAGCCUUCCUUGCUCAGGAGAAGGAUCAAUGCUUGGGCCAGGUGGUUAGGAAAUCCUUCCUGAAAGAGAACGUGAAUGGCGACUUUAUGGGUGGGUGGAUUCUAAGUUGGUGGGAGGAAGUGGGCAGUCAGGAUCUAAAGACUGGGAGUGUAGAGAGAGGAAAGGUGCGAGAUAGGCUGGGUGAUUAAAAUGACAUGAAUCUGGCUGGAGGAGACAUUCCAAGCGAGGCAGUGCACAGAGCUAAAGUUAGAAAGCGGGUUAGAUUCAGACUGAGGGGACUUUGGUGCUAGACUGAGAAGUCAGACAGCUUUACCUUGUAGAGAGUGACUGGGAACCGCUCAAAUAGAACAUCGAGAGAGAUUCUUUGCAUUACACAUAGAUGAGGAGCUCCUCUUAUUCACGCAGAUUUGUGUUUUCUUUACAUUGCAGUCACCUGGAAUCAGAAGGCUCUUGCUAUAAUAUUGCUUAAGAGAGAUACCAGGUGUUAGUGUUAUCACUCUUGCUAGGAAGACACUAUUAUCCAAAUGGACAGUCCUAGCCAUGUUCCUCCUCAGGUGGAGCUAACGUGAUGGGCUCCUUGGCCCUUAUGCUCACCUGUGCAUGCCCAGGAAGGAUGGGCAUGAAGAGGGAUCCCAGCUGUCCUGAAUCACAAGUGUUUUAACCUGCCCCAAUCUGGACAGGCUGCCCUCCCGUCCUGGGAUACAGCAGUCAUCCUGAAUCUGCCUUCAGCCUAAUCUUGUGGUUGUCUUCAAUGCUUCCCCACGUUGGCUGUCCCUAGGUUGUAUCUCGUGGUGACUCCUGUUUGACCGCUUUCUUUGAGUGGAGCUUGUCUUCCAAUCGGUUUUUGGAAAUAUUUCAUUUUGCUUUGGAAGAUACUCGAGCAAACAGUUAUUUAAAUGUACACAUUUGGCAGUACAAUUCCAUUUUUGUUUUUAAAACUGUUCAUGCAUAUUCAUAGACUAAAGACUGGGAGGUUAUAUACCAAACGUUAACAGAUUCUCAGGAAAGAAGGGUAAUGAAAAGUAAUUCUUUUUCAAUAAAGGGAAUGUAGGUGAUCUUAAUACAUUUUUUUCUGCUUAUUUCUAUUGUCCAAAUUUUCUGCAGUCAACAUGAGAAAAAUCUAUUAUAAUAGUGACCGGUAAGAAUGAUUGAUAUCAUUUUCCUCAAGAAAUGUCUACUGUUGAGGUUAGAAUCUAUAUUCCACCUAUUUUAAAUGGCAUGCUGUUAUUUCCCAAUGUUAUUUUUCUUUGGAGUGAGAAAUUUGUUUUUUGUUGAUAAUUUGAUUUAUUUCUUUUUAAAAUUUCUUUAACUAGGUAAUGUUUUCAUGGCACAAAACUUAAAAUGACAAACAUUUCUACUUCUUUUUCUGUUGAUUUCUUUUAUAACACUUUGUUGCGUGGCUGCAGUACCUUAAACCUCUUUGAUGGUGUAGCUUGAUGAUAGUUUUUUUUAAGUUUUUUUCUCCAUGCCUUUCCUCCAUUUUCUUAGCAACCUGCCCCCCCAACCCCAACACCUCCCAUCUAUUCUGGUCUCUAUAGUCCCUGUUAGAUCCUUUCCCCAAGUGUCUGGUAGUCCAGUCUGCUGACAUUUAGUGGUGGAAGACCGAAAAUCUAAUAGCUCUGUGCUUGUGCGAGGGAGGACGGGCUUAUCAGCUGGAGCCUCAUGUAAAGGAACCUGGGGAGGCAUUUGUUGGGGCACAGCCCUCACCUAGUUCUUGUUCCAUUGGGCUGCCUGCCCGCCCUCCCAUGCUGGAGGUUUCUGGUGCUGGAAGAUGCCAAGCCUUUGAGGAUGCAGAGUGUACCUUGGGUGGUUCUCCGCUUUGCCCGCUGCCGGGCUCCUGUGACGUUUGAUGACAUCACUGUGUACUUACUCCAGGAGGAAUGGGUGCUGCUGAGCCAGCAACAGAAGGAGCUCUGUGGUUCCAACAAGCUGGUGGCACCACUGGGACCAACUGUUGCCAAUCCUGAGCUGUUCUGCAAGUUCGGACGAGGGCCAGAGCCAUGGCUUGGCAGCGUCCAGGGCCAGAGGAGCCUUCUGGAGCAUCACCCAGGAAAAAAACAGAUGGGCUACAUGGGAGAAAUGGAGGUGCAAGGUCCCACCAGGGAGAGUGGACAGUCCCUCCCGCCUCAGAAGAAAGCCUACCUUUCCCACCUCAGUACAGGCAGUGGACACAUCGAGGGAGACUGGGCAGGAAGAAACAGGAAACUUCUGAAGCCCCGGUCCAUCCAGAAGUCGUGGUUUGUGCAGUUUCCGUGGCUGAUCAUGAAUGAGGAGCAGACGGCUCUGUUCUGCUCUGCUUGCCGAGAAUACCCCUCCAUCAGGGACAAACGGUCAAGACUAAUAGAAGGUUAUACAGGACCAUUCAAGGUGGAGACUCUCAAAUACCACGCGAAGAGCAAGGCCCACAUAUUCUGUGUCAAUGCCUUGGCAGCGAGGGACCCCAUCUGGGCAGCCCGGUUCCGGAGCAUCAGAGACCCACCUGGAGACGUUCUGGCCAGCCGGGAGCCGCUCUUCACUGCAGAUUGCCCCAUAUUCUACCCCCCAGGGCCUCUGGGAGGAUUUGAUAGCAUGGCUGAGCUCCUGUCAAGUUCAAGAGCUGAACUAGAGGACCCUGGGGGGGAUGGAGCAAUUCCUGCAAUGUAUCUAGACUGCAUUUCAGAUUUGAGGCAAAAAGAAAUCACUGAUGGCAUCCACAGCUCCUCAGACAUUAAUAUUUUAUAUAAUGAUGCAGUAGAAUCCCGCAAUCAGGACCCUUCUGCAGAGGGGCUGUCGGAGGAGGUUCCUGUGGUGUUUGAGGAGCUGCCGGUGGUGUUCGAGGAUGUGGCAGUGUAUUUCACCCGGGAGGAGUGGGGCAUGCUAGACAAGCGGCAGAAGGAGCUGUACAGAGACGUGAUGCGGAUGAACUACGAGCUGUUGGCAUCCUUGGGACCUGCUGCUGCCAAGCCAGACUUGAUCUCCAAACUGGAGCGGAGGGCUGCACCCUGGAUCAAGGACCCAAAUGGGCCAAAGUGGGGGAAAGGUCGUCCUCCAGGGAACAAGAAGAUGGUGGCAGUGAGAGAGGCAGACACACAGGCCUCGGCUGCAGACUCCGCGUUGCUUCCAGGCUCUCCCGUGGAGGCCCGUGCCUCCUGCUGCAGUUCCAGCAUUUGUGAGGAAGGAGAUGGACCUAGGAGAAUCAAGAGGACAUACAGGCCCCGUUCCAUUCAGAGGUCAUGGUUUGGGCAGUUCCCAUGGUUAGUAAUUGACCCCAAAGAGACCAAACUCUUCUGCUCAGCCUGCAUAGAAAGACCUAAUCUCCACGACAAAUCAUCUCGGUUAGUCAGAGGUUACACGGGGCCUUUUAAAGUGGAGACUUUAAAAUACCAUGAAGUCAGCAAAGCGCACAGGCUCUGUGUCAACACGGUUGAAAUCAAGGAAGACACCCCUCACACUGCCCUCGUUCCAGAGAUCUCCAGCGACCUCAUGGCCAACAUGGAGCACUUUUUCAAUGCCGCCUACUCCAUCGCAUACCACUCAAGGCCCCUGAAUGACUUCGAGAAGAUCCUGCAGCUCCUCCAAAGCACCGGGACCGUGAUAUUAGGCAAGUACCGCAAUCGCACGGCGUGCACUCAGUUCAUCAAGUACAUCUCAGAGACCCUGAAGAGGGAGAUCCUGGAGGAUGUGCGGAACUCGCCCUGUGUGAGCGUGCUGCUGGACAGCUCCACCGACGCCUCCGAGCAGGCCUGCGUGGGGAUUUACAUCCGCUACUUCAAGCAGAUGGAGGUGAAAGAGUCCUACAUCACUCUGGCCCCUCUCUACAGUGAGACAGCAGAUGGGUACUUCGAGACCAUCGUUUCUGCCCUGGAUGAGCUGGACAUCCCCUUCCGGAAGCCUGGCUGGGUGGUGGGACUGGGGACGGAUGGCUCAGCCAUGUUGAGCUGCAGAGGAGGCCUUGUGGAAAAGUUCCAGGAGGUCAUCCCGCAGCUGCUGCCUGUCCACUGCGUGGCCCACCGGCUGCACCUGGCUGUGGUGGACGCCUGCGGGAGCAUCGAUCUGGUGAAGAAGUGUGACCGGCACAUCCGCACCGUCUUCAAGUUUUAUCAGUCCUCAAACAAGAGGCUGAACGAGCUGCAGGAAGGUGCAGCGCCUCUGGAGCAGGAGAUCAUCCGCCUGAAGGAUCUGAAUGCGGUCCGCUGGGUGGCCAGCAGGAGGCGCACGCUGCACGCGCUGCUCGCGAGCUGGCCCGCCCUGGCCAGGCACCUCCAGAGGGUGGCAGAGGCUGGGGGCCAGAUUGGGCACCGGGCCAAAGGGAUGCUGAAGCUCAUGCGCGGCUUCCACUUUGUCAAGUUCUGCCACUUCCUGUUGGACUUCCUGAGCAUCUACAGGCCUCUGUCCGAGGUGUGCCAGAAGGAGAUCGUGCUGAUUACAGAGGUGAACGCCACGCUGGGCCGGGCCUACGUGGCACUGGAGAGCCUCCGUCACCAGGCAGGGCCCAAAGAGGAAGAAUUCAACGCCAGCUUCAAGGAUGGGCGGCUCCACGGCAUCUGCUUGGACAAACUGGAGGUAGCGGAACAGCGGUUCCAGGCGGAUAGGGAGAGGACGGUCCUGACGGGGAUUGAGUACCUCCAGCAGAGGUUUGACGCAGACCGACCCCCACAGCUGAAGAACAUGGAGGUGUUUGACACCAUGGCCUGGCCAAGUGGGAUUGAACUUGCCAGUUUCGGGAAUGAUGACAUUCUCAACCUGGCCAGGUAUUUCGAGUGCUCCCUCCCAACAGGAUACAGUGAGGAAGCUCUGCUGGAGGAGUGGCUGGGCCUGAAAACCAUUGCCCAGCACCUCCCGUUCUCCAUGCUCUGCAAAAACGCCCUGGCCCAGCACUGCCGCUUCCCCCUGCUAAGCAAGCUCAUGGCCGUGGUGGUCUGUGUGCCCAUCUCCACCUCUUGCUGUGAGCGGGGGUUCAAGGCCAUGAACCGGAUCAGGACCGAUGAGAGGACCAAGCUCUCCAACGAGGUGCUCAACAUGCUCAUGAUGACAGCUGUGAACGGCGUGGCCGUCACGGAGUACGACCCCCAGCCCGCCAUCCAGCACUGGUACCUGACCUCCUCAGGCCGGCGUUUCAGCCAUGUCUACGCCUGUGCCCAGGUGCCAGCCCGCUCCCCUGCAAGCGCCAGGCUCAGGAAGGAGGAGAUGGGAGCCCUCUAUGUGGAGGAGUCCAGGACCCAGAAGCCACCCAUCCUGCCCUCCAGGGAAGCAGCGGAGGUUCUGAAGGACUGCAUCAUGGAGCCUCCCGAGAGACUCCUGUACCCCCACACCAGCCAGGAGGCCCCCGGGAUGUCCUGAGGGACAGGGAGUCCUUGGGACUGCCUUGGAAGAUGCCUCUGUGAUCACCGGGACAGGCUCUGCAGAUUCUAGGCUGCCCUAGGAUCUUCUGCUGGUGGCGAUGGUCUCUAAGCACCAGGAAGUGGGCAUUGGCGUCCCGGAGCAGCAGGGGUAUUAGGAGGUGCAUGACCUGUUUCCUGAGGCCCCACUCAGCACAGCCAUGCCUCACAGCACACAAAUGUGCCAGAAGGUUCUGUAUCUCAAGUUCAUUUUUAAGGUGCUCCAGAAAAUAACCCCAUCAUGAAAGGUUUCAGCCCCUGCGUUUUGGUGGCAAGAGGAGUGUCCUGGUAGGGGAGACUGUUGGACAUCCCUGGGGAAUGUUCCAGGGAGGCUGCCCACAGCCUAAGUGGGAAUGGGAAAGACCACCUUGUUAGAGGGGGAGGCUGCCCCUGCUCUAGGGACAGCUGGCCUGGCUGCAAGAGCCCCCAGAGGCAUUGUUCUGGGACUUCCUACCCUGGCUCCCACAGCAGAAGCAGUGAGGCCUUGGUCUCGUGCGGAACUCUACCUCUUCCCAGGGCUUCCUUUAGGGCGAAACAAUCACAAGCCCUUUGCACAGAGCACCCAAGAAAGUUCUCUUCCUGCAGCUCCAGAUGGUGGAGCCGGGCUCUUCUGGCAGGGAGUCUGGUGCUUCCCGCACAGCCGAGCUGCGUUUGACCCGUGGCAUGCCCGGCCCGGUUUACCCAGGAGAGGAUGGGACCAAGUUGGAGUUGGGAGGCUUGGGAUGCAGCCCCAGCUCUGCUGCAGGCAGUGGUCUGAUUAAUCCCUUCCUCUUUGUGUCUCAGUUUCCCUCUCCAUGAAGUGGCAGCAGAGAAUCCAAGUGCCUGCUGACUCCCCAUCUGCCCUAGGAUUAGUGAAUGAGAGCCUCGAGCUCCUGAAAGACCUCUGGCUGCAGUGUGGACUUAGCUGCCAUCUGCCCCAUCCUCGUCCUUAGUGGGACAGGUAGGAAUUUGUCUCCAAAGUCCUUGUUGUAGGAGUUGCUCUCUGAAUGCACCAUCUGCACGACAGGCUAGUCCACUCUUCUCUGAGCUGCCCUGGGGACUCUGCACCAGGAUCUCCAGGGCCCACUGAGACAUCCCCGAAUGGGCGCUCAGUGACGAGGGCUUUGAACAACCUCCUCCAGGGACUUUGGGCCUGCUCUAGCUUCAGAACCACAGAACCACCGCCCUAGGGGCACAGAGGGACUUCUGGCACUGCUAGGUUCACACCCUCCUCGCCCAUCUUCCUUCCACCUAAAGUGAAGCACUUUUCCUUCCAAGGGCAGCUCUGUCUUGGCAGGCUCAGGAGGCCGCUUAUCAGGAGGAGGAUGAUUUUGUCUAGGUUCUGCCUUCCUUAACCAUGGGCAGGAAAUGAGGCAAGUCAGCAGGCAGGGUUUCUCUGCCCUGCCUGAUACUUGUUUCAAACAGGCAGGAAGUGGGCGCCAUCCAUCCCAGCUUGCUUGCUGCCUGGCUCAGGCAGGUCCUGUGCUGUGCCGCAGGCCCCUGUGGAUGGGCCCUUUCUCCAUAGUCUGCCGCUUCCCAUUCCCAGGGUAGAUGCUGGCAUCUGAGCACCUGAGUACCCUUCCUAUUCCCAGGGUAGAAGCUGCUGUCUGAGUACCCUUCCCAUUCCCAGGGUAGAUGCUGGCGUCCGAGCCCCUCCCUGGUACCGCAGGUACCCUAGUACCCCACCUGCCCUUUCAUCCCCACCCCAGCACUUAGCCUUAGCACUGUUGCUUUCGUGUCAUUUUCAGUUCUAGUCAGGAAUUCCUUUCUUGCUUUCUGUCUUUGACCUGUGGAAAUGUCUCCCAGCCUUGUGGGUCUGGCGGUCAGAGGGACCCCACAGGCCUGUGGUGCGGGAGCUCUGGGAGGUGUUACUAUCUGCGUGGCUAAGGCAUGCACAGGCCUCCUUCUCCCCCUCACCGUCUCCAUGGGCGUUCAGGAACUUGCCCAGGUCAGGCACUGUGGAUGUGAACUCGUGGAAGGGGAGGGAGAAAGGCUUUUUUAGGUGGGGCUGUAGCCUCUGCCCUACACACAGGGAUUCCACAUCAAGGUGCUGUUCCAGCACACACGCUUCCUGCGGCCUCUUCAUCCUUGAAGAAUCCCUCAGAGCAGGAGGCCAUCCUGUGAGCAGCCGUGAGUGGGUCUCUGUGGGAGUAGUUCUGGAGCUGAGGUGGAAGCUAGGGGAAGCAACUCGCCCUCUCCACGUCGGCAUCAGCGUGCUUCGAGGACACCGUCCAGUGCCUUCCUUAGGUGGUGGGAAAGGGGGUCCCUGUGCAGCGGGGCCACUGAGAAUGCUGUUUGUCAUAAAAUUUGCACUACCCAAUUUCUCGAGGGGCACAGGCCUGCUCCGUUCCCCUUUGUCAGCCAAUGGCCAAGAAGGAAGAAGAUGACUGCCAUCUUAUUCCUGAACUUCCUCAUUCAGGACCCCCGUGGAAACACAGUGAGCAUCCUUAUCAGAGGCCCUGGCCCAGGCUGGCCCCUUUGCUUUGUUUGGAGAGGCUGGCUGAGUUUCAGCCCCUAGUGCUGGAGACCCCCUUGUUGGAGAGGCUUCCUGUUUAUGUCUCACAAGAAGAAAAACCACAGGGCUGUGGGAGGGGAAGAAGCAUGCACUCCCGCUUUGGCUGGAGUCCCAGCGCUUGUCGCCACCCUCCUCCUUGCCUGUAGUCUUGACAGCAUCCGUAUGUACGUGUCCUGGCAUUUCCCCUCCCUCUCCCUGAUGACUGAUACCCACCGGGUCUGACAUUCCAAGUAACCAGUAUGUAACUGGUAGUUUGAUCCCAAUAGCCAUAGCGACUCCAGGUGGGAAUGAGGGAGCCCAGCCCCCUGUCCUGGAAGAUACCUUAGAGUAUGUGACCGCGCUCCAGACCCUUGCUUCUCUCUCCUGCAGAGGGUGAGUUUCUAGGGUGCUAAGUACCUAUCAGAACAGUGUGGAGGGGCAGGUCCCUCAUACAGGUGUCUGCUUAGCCAAGUACAGUAACUGUGACUGGCCCAGGGAUGUUCUCUCCUCUAUUUUCAAAGACGAAAGGAGGUUUUAAAAACCAUGUUUGAUUCCUAACCUUUUGCUACCUGAAUAAAGCAGAGUCUAUUUCAACACA